GUAAGUACAAGGGUGAAGCCGUUACUAUCGAUUCACGUAGCCCCGCCGAGACGAACAAGGGGAAUCUUUGGUGUUUUCUCUGUAGCCGACAUCCGAUCGAACCGACAUGCAAAUGCUUAAGAGGUGGCCAUCACCUUAAACAGCGGUGCUUUUCGUCACCAUCAAUAUCUACAUUUCCCGUCUCUCGUAGUCGUAUUUGUCUCUCUUAACACAAACUUUCUUUUAGUCCGACAAAUAUCAUACAAUGUUGUUCUUAUUCUCCGUCGCCAUUGCGCAGCUCUUGGUUUCCACCACGGCCCUCUCUGUUGCCAAACGCGCUACCGACUGUGCAGGCAUCGAGAGCGGCACCACCUACAAAGCCGGCGGCAAGCUGUUCGCCGUCGAAGCAGACGCGCUUCGAACCAACAAUAACCUCGCCCUCCCUCUCUUUGGUGGCUCAUUUAUCGACUGCAUGACCAGCUGCGCGACAACCACCGGUUGCACCGACGUGUCCUACACCUCAGGGGGCACAUGCUACCUCAAGCAAGGCACCGUCGGCGGUAUCACUGGCAUAGAAACCGGAACCUGUGAUGGCAAGGUUGUGCAGCCCUCCUCCACGUGCAACCACACCGCCAACGCCGUCGUCAACGGCGACUUCGAAAAUCAGUGCUGCGGCUACCUGGCCCCCUGGAUCGUUGUCCCUGGCCGCUCCUCCGACAACACUGUGCUUAAGGGCCCCGGCGCUGGAGGCGGAACCGUUGCGCCCGGCCCUGCAGACGGCAACUACGUUAUCAGCGUGCAACAAACGCAAGAGAACGCCAUCUCGUACAUCACCCAAGGCAUCUCCGUCUGCCCGGGCACCACAUACCGCCUUUCCUUAGCUGCUCGCCGCAACUCAGCCGCGGCGACUGCGCUGGCGUUCUAUGUCUCGGCAACAGUAGAUGUCGGUACCAAGGGCUACAACAUCAUCAUGUAUUCCAAGAACGUUGCUUCCUCUUCUUGGACGACGUUCACGGCGGAUCAGGACCUCGUUAUUCCUGCUACGGAGUUGACUUCCACGUAUGGCGUUCUCCAGAUUCAGUUCAGCAAUGUGGCCCAGGCAAAUACGGGAACCAAAGAGUUGUGGAUUGACAGCAUUCAGCUCAUGCCGGUAUCUUGAAAGCUUGAAGUGGACGAUGAUUUCAUGGAAAACGGGAAGAGGCUGGCCUUUUGAUCUACAAGUGCGAUCUGUAUAUUAAAAAAAGGAGGUCUAAUACCCUGAUUUUACUGGAUGCGUUUUGUCUCAUUAUUUUUCCUGCUUAUAUGAAAUUAAGCUACAAAGUAAAAGAUACAUCAUUCUACAUAUCGUCGAAAAAACAAGCAUCUCCACGGCCACCAGACUCCAAAUUCUUCACUCGAUCUCUUCAUCGCUGUCACCCUCGUCUUCGAUUUCUUCAAUGCUGUCACCCGCGUCUUCGAUCUCGGCCGUCCC
Molecule: messenger RNA, 1450 nt
Organism: Mytilinidion resinicola
Lineage: Eukaryota; Fungi; Ascomycota; Dothideomycetes; Mytilinidiales; Mytilinidiaceae
Exons: 1
Coding region: 245-1138 (297 amino acids)
Molecular function (GO): hydrolase activity, acting on glycosyl bonds
Source: RefSeq, a predicted model, not a curated record